Acaromyces ingoldii is the source of this 487-nucleotide messenger RNA. RefSeq lists its product as hypothetical. The transcript has a single exon. The record is from RefSeq and is a predicted model, not a curated record. Bases 66 to 446 code for a protein of 126 amino acids. NCBI's taxonomy places the organism in Eukaryota, Fungi, Basidiomycota, Exobasidiomycetes, Exobasidiales, Cryptobasidiaceae.
CGAGCGAUUGGGGCGGAGGACAGCUGGGUUCACAACGUGAGGGCCAAGCCUUUUUCAUUGAACCGAUGGCCCCUCCGCCACCUCCCAAAGGCUCCGUUGGCGAUGAGGAAGCAAGGGCACACCCGUCGACUUCGCCACAACCGGCAUGGAGACCAAACAUACUGACGCCAAUGACUGAACUCUCAUCUCAUUUCUUUGACAUGGGACGCCCUUCGAAUCCAUUGCCGGGAGGGAUCGUGUCUGCGGAACCAGGAGCGACGGCAGAACGCACGAGUGGUCCAAGCCCGGGACCGUCGUCUUUCAGUUGGGGCACACAACCCGAGCCGAACUCUUUGGACAAGAUUUUUGAGCACCAGUCUGAGCAACAGCAGCAGCAGCAACCGCGAGAGAAUCCGAGGUGCCAAAAAGGGUCAGAUAGCGACAAACCGCACUGGUGGCAGGCCUAAGAACAAGCGCUGCCACACUCAGCGCCGCAAGUCUUUGAAUU